Molecule: messenger RNA, 4006 nt
Organism: Castor canadensis (American beaver)
Lineage: Eukaryota; Metazoa; Chordata; Mammalia; Rodentia; Castoridae
Gene: Unk
Product: unk zinc finger
Biological process (GO): cell morphogenesis involved in neuron differentiation
Molecular function (GO): mRNA CDS binding; metal ion binding
Source: RefSeq, a predicted model, not a curated record
CUCCCAGCGACGCUUGCUACAGUGCGGGGGGUCUUCACGUUCUCGUGGCGCGGCGCAGGCGCACUGGGUCCUCGGCGCGGACCGCGCAGACUGAAUAAUAAAAGGGGAGCGGCGAAGAGGCAGGAAGACAGGACCAUGUCGAAGGGCCCCGGGCCCGGCGGCUCCGCAGCUUCCUCGGCGCCCCCGGCCGCUACCGCUCAGGUGCUGCAGGCACAGCCCGAGAAACCGCAGCACUACACGUACCUGAAGGAGUUCCGCACAGAGCAGUGCCCACUCUUUGUGCAACACAAAUGCACGCAGCAUCGCCCCUACACCUGCUUCCACUGGCACUUUGUGAACCAGCGGCGCCGGCGGUCCAUCCGCCGUCGGGAUGGCACCUUCAACUACAGUCCAGACGUCUACUGCACCAAGUAUGAUGAAGCUACAGGCCUCUGCCCAGAGGGCGACGAGUGCCCAUUCCUGCACAGGACCACAGGGGACACUGAGCGCAGGUACCACCUUCGUUACUACAAAACUGGAAUCUGCAUCCACGAGACUGACUCAAAAGGCAACUGUACCAAGAAUGGCCUGCACUGUGCUUUUGCCCAUGGGCCCCAUGACCUCCGCUCCCCUGUCUAUGACAUCAGGGAGCUCCAGGCUAUGGAGGCCUUGCAGAAUGGCCAGACCACAGUAGAGGGUAGCAUAGAAGGCCAGUCUGCUGGGGCUGCAAGUCACGCCAUGAUAGAAAAAAUCCUCAGCGAGGAGCCUCGGUGGCAAGAGACCGCUUAUGUGCUGGGGAACUAUAAGACGGAGCCGUGCAAGAAGCCCCCGCGGCUGUGCCGCCAGGGCUAUGCCUGUCCCUACUACCACAACAGCAAGGACCGGCGGCGGAGCCCCCGGAAGCACAAAUACAGGUCAUCUCCAUGUCCAAACGUCAAACAUGGAGAUGAGUGGGGAGACCCUGGCAAGUGUGAGAAUGGAGAUGCCUGCCAGUACUGCCACACCCGGACGGAGCAGCAGUUCCACCCAGAGAUUUACAAAUCCACCAAGUGCAACGACAUGCAGCAGUCAGGCAGCUGUCCCCGAGGACCUUUCUGCGCCUUUGCUCAUGUAGAACAGCCACCCCUAAAUGAUGAUCUGCAGCCUUCCUCAGCUGUAUCCAGCCCCACCCAACCAGGUCCUGUCUUGUACAUGCCAUCUGCUGCCGGAGACUCAGUGCCUGUGAGCCCCUCCAGUCCGCAUGCCCCUGACCUCAGCACUCUCCUCUGUAGGAACAGCAGCCUGGGCAGCCCAUCCCACCUCUGCGGCUCUCCACCAGGUCACAGCAGGAAGGCCCCAAACCUAGAGGGCCUUGUCUUCCCUGGGGAGUCUGGCCUCGCCCCUGGCAGCUACAAGAAAGCUCCUGGCUUUGAGAGGGAAGACCAGGUGGGAGCUGAGUACCUGAAAACUUUCAAGUGCCAGGCUAAACUAAAACCCCACUCACUAGAGCCCAGGAGUCAAGACCAGCCUCUACUUCAGCCCAAACAGGACGUGCUGGGCAUCCUCCCUGUGGGCAGCCCCUUGACCUCAAGCAUCUCUUCCAGUAUCACCUCCAGCCUGGCAGCCACUCCCCCAAGCCCAGCAGGCACCAGCAGUGCUCCUGGCAUGAAUGCAAAUGCUCUACCCUUCUACCCAACCAGUGACACGGUAGAGUCGGUCAUAGAGUCUGCCUUGGAUGACCUGGACCUGAACGAGUUUGUGGCCGCCCUGGAGAAGACUUUCGAUAAUAGCACAGUGCCCCACCCUGGCAGCAUUACAAUCGGUGGCAGUUUGCUUCAGAGCUCUGCACCCGUGAACAUUCCUGGCUCCUUGGGCAGCUCAGCCUCCUUCCACUCUGCCUCCCCAUCCCCUCCUGUCAGCCUCUCCUCACAUUUCUUGCAGCAGCCCCAGGGCCACCUGAGCCAGUCAGAAAACACAUUUUUAGGAACCUCAGCAUCACAUGGAUCUUUGGGUCUGAACGGGAUGAACAGCAGCAUCUGGGAGCAUUUUGCCUCUGGAAACUUCUCCCCAGGCACUUCCCCUGCCUUCCUGUCAGGGCCAGGGGCUGCUGAACUGGCCCGGCUUCGUCAAGAGCUAGAUGAAGCUAACGGCACCAUCAAGCAGUGGGAGGAGUCCUGGAAGCAGGCCAAGCAGGCUUGUGAUGCCUGGAAGAAAGAGGCGGAGGAGGCUGGUGAGCGGGCCAGUGCAGCAGGUGCCGAGUGCGAGAUGGCCCGGGAGCAGCGAGAUGCACUAGAGGUGCAGGUGAAGAAGCUCCAGGAAGAGCUGGAGCGGCUGCAUGCGGGGCCUGAUACUCCAGCCCUGCCCACCUUCCCUGAUCUGGAGGCGCUUUCACUCUCCACCCUCUACUCCCUCCAGAAGCAGCUGCGGGCCCACCUGGAACAAGUAGAUAAGGCCCUGUUCCAUAUGCAGUCGGUGAAAUGCCUUAAGUGUCAGGAGCAGACCCGAGCAGUGCUGCCAUGCCAACACGCUGUGCUGUGUGAGCUCUGUGCCGAGGGCAGUGAGUGCCCUGUCUGCCAGCCCAGCAGGGCCCAUACCCUCCAGUCGUGACCCUGCAGACCUGGCCCAGCUGGGUCUGAAUCUUCUAACCUAGGACUUUUUAUAUGUAUGUAUGUAUGUAUGUAUGUAUGUAUAUGUAUAUGAUUAUGUACAUGUAUACAUUUCUGUAUGUGUGCAAGUGUGCGUGGUGGCCAGCGUGUGCACAGUGUCUGUGUGUAUAUCUGUACAUAGAUAUAGACACACACUUUAAAACAGACUUACCAAGCACUUUUUUUAAAAAAAAGACUAUUUUGCAGUCCUCCCCUGCCCACUCCCCACCCUUCCCGCUCAGAGACAAAGUCCCUCUUUUCCUCCUGACCUUUUGGCAGAGAAUCUAUUUCUGUCUCUUUUUUAUGUAGGAACUAACUAUUUUUAACUUCUUCCUGGGGCCUGAGCAGGGAAGAGGGGACUGAGGGGAGGGAGAAGACUUCAGGGCAUGUCCUGCUCACCUGCUACUCCAGGGCCAGGGCUGGCAUCAAGGUGUGGAGGUUUCAGAUCCCCCAGUUCUAGCUGUGAGGGCCUCAGGGAGGCCUGAGGGUGUGCUGGGGGUCUAAGCCAACCUAGCUUCUAGGUUUACCAAUGUGUAUUUAGUUCUGGGGACAGCAGUAGGAGCUGGCAGGCCAAAGCUGCAAGGGUCAGCCUCAUUCCCAUACCUGGGCCCUUGAAACCCCUCAAGGGGCAAGGCUCAGUUUUAUCCCUCAGGUUCUUUAGGCCUGGGAUCCCCUUAAAUCCUUUCCUCCUGGACUCCACAGAACAGCCUCCCUGGACCCAGGCUGGCACUACCCUCAUCUGUUCCUGCCCCCUCCCUCUUAUGUGGCUCCCAUGCCGACUGCCCCCCUCCCUCUGGCAGCUAGCAGGGCAAUUGUUGGGGAGGAGUGCGGCCUAAUGACCAAGGGGGCACAGGCCCUGCCCUCCUUGCCAAGGAGGGGCUCCGUACGCAUUCCUUGGUGCUCUCAGUGCAGCUGACGUCCUGUCAUUCUUUGCAGGCGCCUGUGUGCAUGUGUGUGUGUGCCUGUUCAGUGUAUAUUGUGUCUUAGCUUCAGUUUUAAAAAUUGUUCUGUACAGAGCGAUGCAGUGGGGCGGGAGGGCAGAAGGAAGCAACUUUGCUCCCAGCACUGGGUGUCAGGCGGGCUUGAGAGGGCUGUAUAGGGUCUGCCCUGAUCCAGAGAGCCCCCUUGGGCUCAGCACGAAAGGGCUUUCAAUGAAUUAAGUGAAAACUUUCUCCUUUUUUACAAAAAUGCAAAAAAUCAACAAAGCAAACCUAUUGGAAAUAAAAUAUGAACUUGGAAUGGUAAUUUGUUUACAUUGGGGAGUGGACUCCCUAAUGAGGGCCUCCAAACUGCUAGGUGCUGUGGAAACAGCUGGUGCCCAUACCCUGUGGUGUGAGAUCCAAAGGCAGCUCAAGUGCCCUCUGGGAUCAACACGAUGGGGACCUUUAGUCUUGGACACAGAG